AUGAAUUAUGGAAAUGACUGGGACAUGUACUUGGUUCCCUCCUACGUAGGCACCCAAAUAUGGGGGGUAAACGGGGCUGCUGUACUUCCGGUCGCUGCCGUCGUCACCGAGGGCUUUGCCCGGCCCGCUCUCGGGCUUGUACUGCUGGUCGGAGGCGAAGCAGGGCAGAUAGUCCCCCGGGUGGCCGGGCCGCGGCUUGCCGGAGCCGUUGGCGGCGGCCAGGUCCUUGUCGGCGUAGCAGCAGGAGCCUCCCGCGUAGUCGUAGGCGGGCCCGCGGCUGCAGGCGAGGACGGUGGUGGCGGCGGCGGCGGCGGCGGCGGACUGCUGGUAGAAGCCAGUGAAGGAAUAACAUCCACGUCUGUUAUGAGUCAACCUCGCCCCCCCAGCAGAGCCCCCGAGACCCACAUCUGCUCAACAGCAGCGCUGCCAGAGACGGGAUCUUCUCAGAUGAACACAGGCGACGUCUGCCGGGGCGCACUGCUGAGUGGAAGAAGGUUCUGGCUGGCAGGAGCCCCUUCGACUUUGACAGCUGUCGUUUUGGCUGCGCCGGAGACGAAUCGCCCUCCUUUUGGUGCCAGAAGAAGCAGGAAAUUAGCCAGGCUGCGAGCCGAAAAUCUGCCACUCCAGUGCUUUGAAUCCAAUCUGCCACACCUUCCGGCGGAGGAGCUGGAAAUUGCCAUCCAAGACCCGCGUUCUGGGCGGCUGUUGGAGCCGAACCUCCAUGCUGCCCGGCUCCCCAUUGACUCGCGAAGGGCUCACGAGCACCGGGGGUGGGGCGGGGGGACCGAGAAGCCGGAGAGAUCCGAAGCAGGACUGAGCUGAGCAAAAGAAUGCAGCUCUAUUCUCGCCAGGGAAAUUAUAAAAAAGUUCAUGUUCACGGUUACCAUCCACAUGACCGUCGGCGACCAAUGGAGGAACCGAACCACUCAUAAAGUUGUAUUGCAAAGUUGUAAAUUUUCAUAAACAACAACGGAUUUAUGGCCCUUUUCCUCAUCACUAAGAAAGAGGCAGGACUUAGAGAGGCGCCAUUUUACCAGAGAGGCAGACCUAGAUUUUUAAAGGACCCACCGUUUGGAUUCCCUUGUCAUCAUUAUUAGGAAAAUUGCGCCGAAGGCUUUGCGAAUACCGGAGCCUGCAGUGCCUGCUGCCUUCGCGGCUCCUCUUCGCCUAGCACUUUUACGCAUUUUUCUUCACAAUUUCACUGUUAAUUGUGCUAUUUAAAAAACAACAACAAAAAACCCGAUCUGGCUCAUUAAAAGAAAAAAAGAAUUGCUUGUAUGGAAAAUAUUUGGCAAUAUGAGCUCUUUUUUUUGGGUAUAUGCCUUACAAAUACAUAUGUGUGUAUAUGUGUGUGUUUAUAUACACGCACGCACACAAUUUCCUGGGGUGAGGACUCCCGUGCAUCCCGCACGGGGCUUUUUAAACCCGCCGUAUUCAUGCCCUUUAUCCCAGGAAUUUCGCAUUGCUACGGGCCCAGAUGAGGAUUCCCGUUUAUGCCACAGAAAAUGGCUCUUAACCCGUCAAAUCGAAAGCCUGCUUAUAUUUCGAAGGCUAAACGGGGGAGACCUGAACCUUAUGCCUAUUUGCUUAGAAGCGAUUAUCACCGAACUGAAUGCUAUGGACUUCGGAGUAGGUUUGGGAUAAGGAGUGCUUGCGAGUCGGCCAUUCAGGUGAACAAAGGUUUUUAAUGAAUACUUCUCUUUUCUAUCCCCCCCCCCCAUGCCAGUUCGACUACUGCUUCGGCUCUGAUCCCGGGCAUAUUACACGGAAGUAACUUUUACAAUUACAGCGGAGCUGACUUCCAGGUAGUAGGGUAGGGGUAUGGAAUGUUUUCGGGCAUUGCUAAGAAACCUUCCCCACCCACCCCGUCUGACAUGUGUGUGUUUGUGUACUGUACACGUGUGUAUUCGCACACCCAACAAAGAAAGACCACCUAUUGUCAACAAGCAUUUUUAUUUCUGUGUAACAUAAAACACACUGAAUACACGAAAGCACUUCCAAAGAGAAUUCACGCACAUUCAACUCCCCCCCCAUUUAUUCUUUUAAAACACAGAAUACCUCAAUGUUCACAAUGAACACAUCGAAAAGCACAUUGUAACAUACAAUUUAUGAAUAAAGUUUAGCCAAAACUUUUCCAGGCGCAAUUUAUUUGUACAGAGCUCGUUAACAUGGCACCAUGCUACAAAGUUACCCCAAUUCAGCACAGGUUUCCCAGCUUAGGGCGUGAUGUGAAGCCCAAGACAACGGAGAUGGCCGAAGGUGCCCCCCAACAUACAAGAUGUGCUAAUUGUUCGCGCAGUUUCAUGCGUAUUCCAUUCUGGUCGUCAGGAGGACUCGGGGAAAGGUGGCGGGGAAUCAGGUAUAUGGCAGCUGCCUAGAUUAACAAGAGGGGUCCCCCCCCCCAACUGUAUCAAGCA
Molecule: messenger RNA, 2417 nt
Organism: Gekko japonicus
Lineage: Eukaryota; Metazoa; Chordata; Lepidosauria; Squamata; Gekkonidae
Exons: 4
Coding region: 1-822 (273 amino acids)
Source: RefSeq, a predicted model, not a curated record